Molecule: messenger RNA, 10508 nt
Organism: Dermatophagoides pteronyssinus (European house dust mite)
Lineage: Eukaryota; Metazoa; Arthropoda; Arachnida; Sarcoptiformes; Pyroglyphidae
Gene: stan
Product: Protocadherin-like wing polarity protein stan
Biological process (GO): cell surface receptor signaling pathway; G protein-coupled receptor signaling pathway; homophilic cell-cell adhesion
Cellular component (GO): plasma membrane
Molecular function (GO): calcium ion binding; G protein-coupled receptor activity
Source: RefSeq, a predicted model, not a curated record
AUUAUUGUUGUUAUUUUUUCUGUUAAUAUCCAAAAUGGCUAAAUCAAUUAAGCCAUUCGACCAUCAUAUUCGAAUUCAUCGUUUUUUCAUUCCAAUAUCUCUGUUAUUAACUUGUUGUUCAACAGCAUGGGCACUCAGAUUAUACAUACCAAGUGAACAUAAUUAUGCCGGAUCUUUACUUUUCAAUGUAUCAUUAGAUCAACCUCGUCUAUAUCGGCUAUCGUCAUCAGAUUUAAACGCUCCAUAUGUACAUCGAUUUUUUGAUAUAACAAAUAUCGAAGGAAUUCUUUAUAUUAAGCAACAACUUCGUUGUCGCUCUGAAUCAUUAUCCGAAGUGCUACCCACACCUGUAAAUCUUUACAUUGAAUCCAAAACAUUCCUUAUCGAUGGUUCAGAUCAAAAUCAUCUUACUUUGAUACCGAUUCAUAUUGAAUUCGAACAUGAAACCUGUACAGGAAUUGAUCAUCAUCAAUCAAAUUUUGCUAAUUUAUUAUAUUUUUCUGAUGAAUUACAUUAUCAUCGUGACUAUUUAAAUCCAGAAUUUUUAUUUCAUAAUGAACCAAAUCCACAAUUUUACAGUUCGUUAGCUGAAUCAAUUAGUGAAACGAACGUUUUAUUGACCAUCCAAGAUGAUGGCCUAUGCGUUGAUCGAUAUCAAUUCUUAACUCGUUUGCCAAAAUUUGUAUCAUCUAACGUGAAAUCUUUUUGUACAACAUAUUAUCAUGUGUUAGGCGCAACUACCGUCGACACGAUGCAUUAUGAUUCAAAUCUUGAAUUUCGAAUCGAACAUUCCAACCAAGAUCUUAUUUCGACAAAAAGGUAUUGCUUACCAAAUGGACGAUCAUUCGAUGUACAAAUCGGUUUGGUCCAUUUAUGUGAUAAUAGCCAUCAUCAUUUUCAUCAAAAUAAUCAUCAUUCAUCAAGCCAUAAUCAUACAUGGCCUAAAUAUUCAUUCAAUGAAAAUGUUUCAACAUCAGUAACUCCGUCCAAAUCUCAUACUUACGUCAAACCGAUGAGCAGCAUCGAACGUUUGACACUGACAUUUUAUUCAAAAGAUUUCGACACAGAAGAAUUUAUGAGCAAAUUAACCGAACGUCGAAAACAGUUUCAUCAUAGUAAUCAUCAAUCUGGUCGAUCUAGACGAGAAACUGUCUCGUCAAGUAAUUCUGGUCCAUCAUUUGAUAGAUCAUUGUACAUAGUGAGCGUACCCGAAGAAAGAGAAAAAUCGUUUGUUGUUACCCAACUGGUUGCUACACCAGGACGACCUGCCGAAUCCGAAUCAUCUGAGCUAUUAUAUUCAAUGUCUGCACUGAUUGAUGCGCGAUCGCAAUCAAUGUUUGCAAUCGAUCCUGUCAGUGGAUUGGUUACGACAACCACACGUUUAGACCGUGAAUUUAUGGAUGUUCAUUAUCUUCGAAUCACCGUGACUGAUGGUAACGUUCCACCCCGAACAACAUCAACGACACUUCAAAUUAAUGUUCUUGAUGAAAAUGAUCAUGUUCCGGUAUUCGAGCAUGCCAACUAUGAAGCAUCACUCCGAGAAUCGGCUCCACUAGGUACAACAGUUUUGACCAUACGUGCUACCGAUCAUGAUAGUGGUCCAAAUGCCGAAUUAGAGUAUUCUAUUCUCAAUCCGACCGGUGUUAAUGAAGCUUUUCGUAUAGAUCCUAAACAAGGUGUUAUCACAACACGUGCCGGUUUAGAUCGAGAAAAGAAUGAUCUUUACACCUUGACUGUACAAGCUUCAGAUUCUGGAGCAGUUCAAUCGCGAAAACGUUCUCAUACUACAGUUGGUAUUAAGAUUCUUGAUGAAAAUGAUAAUUAUCCUCAGUUCGCCGAACGUUCGUAUUCAGUGUCCGUUGAUGAAGACGUUAAUUAUGCAUCUAGGCCGGUCAUAAUCCGUAUAUUGGCUCAUGAUGCUGAUGAAGGUUUAAAUGCCGCCGUUAGAUAUUCAAUCAUUGGUGGCAACACAGCAGCAUUAUUUCAUAUUGAUUCGCUUAAUGGUGAAGUUGCUGUUGUUGGUCCAUUAGACUAUGAAACUGCUCGAAGCUACCGAUUAGUGAUACGAGCUCAGGAUGGUGGCAGUCCACCACGUUCCAAUACCACGCAAUUAUUAGUUUCUGUCAUCGAUAAAAAUGACAAUGAACCUCGAUUCUAUACAACAUUGUUUCAAGAAAAUGUGAUGGAAAAUGUACCGAUCGGUACCAGCGUUGUACGCGUUCAAGCUUAUGAUGCUGAUGAUGGUGAUAAUUCUCAACUUAGUUAUCACAUACAACGAUCAUCAAAUGAAGAAAGCAGUGAUCGAACUGCUGCAUCGAUGCCGAUCGAUAUUGAUUUGUCGAGUGGUUGGAUAAUAACCACAAGGGAAUUGGAUCGUGAAGAAGAAUCGCUUUAUGAAUUUACUGUCAUCGCACGAGACAAUGGCUAUCCAAUUCAGCAUUCAGCUUCAGCAUCGGUCAUCAUACAAGUGCAAGAUAUGAAUGAUAAUGCACCUGUCUUUGAACCGAGGAAUUAUGAAACAGUGAUUUCAGAAACUGCUGCUCCUGGAACGCCAGUUGUUAUCGUAACCGCCACAGAUCGUGAUGAGAAUUCACGUUUAGUUUUUCAAAUAACUGGUGGUAAUUUGCGUAACCGUUUUGCAAUCGUUUCGCAGAACAAUCAAGGUCAUUUGACGUUGGCUAACCCUUUAGAUUAUAAACAGGAAAGAAACUAUGUGCUGACAAUAUCGGCAACCGAUCCAGGUGGAAAAAUGGAUUUGGCUACAGUUUAUAUAAAUGUAACCGAUGCCAAUACACAUCGUCCUGUGAUUCAAGUUCUCAAAAAUAAUGGCAGUCCUUUUUCGCCAACAUUGACAACGAUUGCUGAAGAUGCACCUAUUGGUACUACUGUUUUAGUCGUCGAAGCAAUCGAUGAUGAUGUUGGUGAAAAUGCACGAAUAACCUAUUCGCUCAAUGAAGUGCCCGAAUUUCGAAUUGAUUCAAACUCUGGUGCCAUCACAACGGUCAAAACAUUAGAUCGUGAAACGACCGCCGGAUACACACUAAUUGUAACAGCACAAGAUAAUGGCAUACCACCGUUGUCCGAUAUAGCUAAUAUUGAAAUCGAAGUAAUUGAUGUAAAUGACAAUGUGCCUCUAUUCGAACAACAACAUUAUUCAGCAACUGUGAUGGAAGAUGCGCCUAUCGGUACAUCCGUCUGUCAGGUUCGAGCUUCUGAUCGUGAUCUAGGUCUUAAUGGUCAAGUUCGUUAUGAAUUCGAAAUGAUUGACAAUGAUGUUUUACAACAUCAACAUCAACAACAAUCUCUCGAUAUAGAAUUAUCAUCGCUCGGGGUAUUCAGUAUUGAUGCUACGUCCGGUGUUAUACGGACAAAUCGUACAUUGGAUCGUGAAACGAUCGCUAAAUAUGAUUUAAAAGUUAUUGCCUUUGACCGUGGUUCCCCAUCAUUAUCAUCAUCAGUCAUCGUACACAUAACCAUUGAAGAUUGUAAUGACAAUCCACCACGCUUUUCAAGUGAUCGAUUGCGAUUUUAUGUGCCUGAAAAUUCACCCAUUGGAUCGGUUGUUGGUCAAUUAAGAGCUACCGAUGCGGAUGAAGGUGCCAAUGCUCGAAUCGAAUAUACUAUUGUUGGAGGAUCGGAUAUGAAAUGGUUUGCAUUGAAAUCUUCAUCAUCAUCGUCAUCAUCUCAACAACAAUCAUCAAUCACAUCUUCAUCUUCAUCUUCAUCUUCAGUAUCCGGCGAUUCAUCCAGCGAUUUGGUUGCUACCUUAAUCACUCGAACCGAAUUGGAUUUUGAAUCCGAGAAAAAAGUCUACAAUAUAAUUGUACGUGCGUCAUCAUUACCAUUACGGAAUGAUGUCGAUGUCGAAAUUCAUGUGACUGAUGUCAACGACCAUGCACCAUUAUUACGUGAUUUUGCCAUCAUAUUCAACAACUAUCGUGGACAUUUUCCAUUGGGGCAAGUGAUUGGACGUGUACCAGCCUAUGAUGCCGAUAUUGGUGAUAAUCUCCGUCAUCGAUUUGUUGCCGGAAACAAAGCUAAUCUUCUGUUGCUGAAUGAAACAAGUGGUGAAUUACGUUUAUCACCAUCGUUGAAUACAAACGUUCCUACUCGUGCAUUAUUAGAAUUGGCCGUCACUGAUGGUGUCAACGAAGCAAUGGCUCGAUGCUAUUUGGCUGUUAAUCUGGUCACUGAAUCAAUGCUUUUUCAUAGUGUUACAGUUCGACUUAAUCGCGUCACCCGUCAUCAAUUCCUUUCAAAUCUUUAUAAUCGAUUUUUAGAAGGAUUGGCUACAGUUAUUCCUUGUGCAAAAGAGAAUAUCAUCAUUUUUAACAUACAGGAUGACACCGAAUCGGAAUCGAUGCCUGUAUUGAAUGUGUCAUUUUCUGCUCGUUUAUCUGAAUCGCUUCGCGAUACAGAAUCUUAUUAUUCUUCGCAAUUUCUUCAAGAACGUGUUUACAUUAGCCGUACAUUGUUGACCGAAUUGACUGGUUUAGAGGUUUUACCAUUCGAUGAUAAUCUCUGUGUUCGUGAACCAUGUCUCAACUUUGAAGAAUGUUUAUCCGUGCUCAAAUUUGGCAAUGCAUCAGAUUUUAUUGGUACCGAAGCCAUCCUCUUUCGUUCCAUAUCACCAGUGAAUACAUUUGCUUGUCGUUGUCCCACCGGAUUUCAAGGAAUGCAACACAAAUAUGAAUGUGACAUUGAAAUCAAUCUUUGCUUCUCCAAUCCAUGUCAAAAUGGUGGUCAAUGUGUACGAAAAGAAGGUGGUUAUUACUGUGAUUGUAAUGAUGGCUAUGCAGGCAAAAAUUGUGAAAUUAAUAUCUGGACUGAUAUUUGUCGAACCAAUUUAUGUCGUGGUCGAUCAAAAUGUAAUUCACCAUUAUCAAAGAAUUUAUUGGAACACGAUACAAAAUUACCACUUGACUCAUACAUAACUGGUAAUUCAUCCGCAUCAACUAUUGAUAUUCGAGCAAUAACAGCUACCCAACAGCAAGGAAUGGCUAUUUGUACGGAUUGUGUACAAUCCGAAUGGAGCACACCCUUCUGUGAGCUACGGUCACGUUCAUUUGUAACCGGAUCAUAUCUAACAUUUUCAGCGCUAAAACAACGUUAUCGAUUAAAUCUCAAACUUCGGUUUGCCACACGUCAGUCCAAUGGCUUAUUAUUGUACAAUGGUCGAUAUAAUGAACUCCAUGAUUACAUCGGAUUGGAGCUCAUCAAUGGGCGAGUUUAUUUUUCCUUCUCGUUAGGCGGUGUCAAUCGAGCUCAGGUUUCCGUAGGCAAUCGUCUGAAUGAUGGCCAAUGGCAUCACGUGCAAGUUAACUAUGUAAAUCGUACGGCUACAUUGAUAUUAGAUAACUGUGAUGAAGCUUUGCUUAGUGCCGUUGAUCGCUAUGAUUUGGGACCAGAAUUUGCUUGUGCUAAUCGUACCACUUUGAUUCUUGAAUCACGAUGUUCCGAUCGUAUGCAAACCUGUUUCAGAUUCCUUGAUCUUACCGGACCGCUUCAGAUUGGUGGACUUCCUCCAUUGCCAACAGAAUUCCAAGUGGAAAACACCGAUUUUAAUGGUUGUAUAUCGGAUCUUCGUAUCGAUCAUAAUCUUGUCGAUUUUGAUGGCUACGUAGCAAAUAAUGGAACAAUAGUUGGCUGUCCAUCUAAAAAAAGCUUUUGUAACACCAAUUCCUGCAAUGGUCGAGGUCAAUGUGAAGAUGCUUGGAAUGGCUACGUCUGUCGUUGUGAAAACGGUUAUACUGGCCAAGAUUGUUUGAUAUCGACUGAUACUGUCAGACAUUUCAAGGGCAAUGGAUUCUUGUCAUUCACUCCUAAUCUUCAGCCAUUAGCUUACCCAUGGAUAGUUAGCUUUGAUAUGCGAACUUCUGCUCGUAAUGCUAUCAUUGUUGCCAUACAAUUGGGCCAAAGCAGCAUGGUACGAUUCGAAAUCAUCGGCAGCAAAUUGUCUUACGGUGUUGAUGAUCGACCACCGAUUGUAAUUGAAGAUAUGGAAAUUAACGACGGCAAAUGGCAUCACGUGGAAGCACGAUGGAUGGCAAUCGGUAUCACAUUGAGUGUCGAUUAUGGUCAAUACACUAAACGAACACGACUAGAUGGAGCUGAAAUAUUGGGUCUUUACAUAGCUAAAGUAACAGUUGGUGGUCAUGAUACACCGGAUGAGAUCACUGAAGCUUAUACAUAUCGAUCACAAGCCCCAGCAUUCAUUGGCUGCAUUCAAUCAUUGGAUGUGGGCAAUUCGAAAGAGUCGUGGCUACGACCAACUUUGGAAGAUAAUGUAUUCAUAGGGUGUCCAUCACCUUCUUCAAACGGCAACGAUCAAUGCAAAUCCGAUCCUUGUCCAUCGAACAGCGAUUGCAUUGUCAAGGGUAUAAGUGACCAUGAAUGUCGUUGUCAUCUUGGUUUUGUUGGCAAACACUGCAUGCCCAUAUGCGAAUUGAAUCCAUGUGCAUAUGGCUCAACUUGUGUAACAGCUAACAACACCUAUGGCUAUCGUUGUCUUUGUGAUCGUUUUCAUUCGGGCUUCUAUUGCGAAGAUCGUCUCCCCGAAACUUGUCCGGCUGAUUGGUGGGGUUCACCUAUUUGUGGCCCUUGCAAUUGUGAUGCUAGCAAAGGUUACGAUGGUAAUUGUAAUAAGACGACUGGACAAUGCUCCUGCCAAGCAAAUCGUUUUCAACCGAUCGGUUCUGAUGUUUGUUUUGAAUGUGAUUGUUACACAACCGGUUCGUAUACCAAUCGAUGUGAUCGUCUAAAUGGUCAAUGUCAAUGUCGGCCAGGUGUAAUUGGACGUCGUUGCGACACAUGUCCAUCUCCAUUUGCAGAAGUCACUAAUCGUGGUUGUGAAGUCAUUUAUGAUGCCUGUCCUCGUGCUUUUUCCGAUGGAAUAUGGUGGGAACGAACACCAUUCGGAUCGAAAUCAACUCGUCGUUGUCCGUCAGGCUCGACCGGUAUGGCUCAUCGUUUUUGUCGGCAAGGAGAUGGUUGGCUGAAACCGGAUCUUUUCGAAUGCCUUUCGGAUCCUUUCCUUGAUCUACAAGAACAAUGGAAAAUUAUUUCUGAUUCUGAUUCUCAGCAAAAUGGCAGUAUAGUCCUUAUAAACACUCAGCAUUCUAUUCGACUGGUUAAUGAUCUGCGAACAGCCAUCAAUGUAACGGAUUCAUUCUAUGGUGGUGAUGUGCAUCUGGUUUUUCAUCUGGUUCGUCGUCUGAUUCAGAAUGAAUUGUAUCAAACAGGUCUAAAUUUAACACAUAAACAAGAUCGUCACUUUCUUCGUAAUUUAUGCGAAUCUACCAGUGCCAUAUUGGAUCCUCGUUACUCUACCGUUUGGGAACGUAUCGCUGACAUCGAUGUCGGUCCUGAACAACUUUUGAAGUUUUUUAAUCAAUAUGCCGAAGUACUAAUCAAUAAUCAACGCGAUACAUUCACUGAGCCAUUUGAGAUAGCCACUAAAUGGCUAAUAUUUGGCUUGGAUACUGUUGCCACCCACGAACUUUGGGAUUUAUCAAGCUUAUUUCAGCGACAAGAACAUCUGUCGAAAUCUCAUGACCAUCAUAGCCAUAAACCAUCUUCGAUCCGCGAAUCGAAUUCUACUCCCUCAAUAUAUCUGGAUUUUAGUUUACCUCCAGAUCCGCUAAUCACAUCUAGUAUUGAUCGAGAAGAUGACACUAUUCCGCUGAGUCAAUUAAAUCCAUCUGUUGUCGUACCCAAAUACAACAACUAUCCAUUACGAAAACACAAUAUUGAUGAUAUAACGAAAGCCAUCAUACCGUUAAAAAUAUUGAAUAUUCAAUCAUUUGAUGAAUUACGAUCGUCUUUGCCAUCAUCAUCAGCAUCAGCAUCGCCAGCUUCAUUGUUCAGGCCUCAACAACAACAGAAUGCAUUGGUUGGUUAUACAAUAUUCACAUCGAUGGCUCAAUUUUUACCCAGCAAUACAGAUUCGACUGUCAGGCAACGUUUUUCGAAUCCAAUUAAAGCCAAUACUCCGAUAGUCACAUUGACAAUGAAACCAGCGAAUAGUUCAGCUCAGAAAUUUUUAGCUAAAUCGUUACAUCCGAAAAUUCGAUUUCGCUUCCGUACGUUAGCACGAGAAGGUCGAUCAAGUCCUCAAUGUGUUUAUUGGGCAUUUCCAACAUCUACAUCGGUGGCCACAUCAGGUGUUUCGAAUCGUCGUUCAUCAAGUCGAGGACGUUGGUCAUCAAAAGGAUGUGAGCUGAAAGGUUUUUAUCCUCCUCAACGAUUUCGAACAUCUUAUGAUUACAUCAAUUGCUCAUGUGAUCGAGCAUUUGGAAUGGCUGUUCUUAUGGACGUUUCUGGUGAUGAGUUCUACUACGAGGAAUCCAUAUCGCAAAUAGCCACAUCGUAUACGUUGACUAUAACUUCGUUAAUUUUGCUGGCAUUGACAUUAAUCAUUCUGUCGGUGGUCCGAGGACUUGAUACGAAUUCGAAUUCCAUACACAAAAACAUUGUACUUUGUUUGUUUAUGACCGAAUUGAUGUUCUUAUUGGCCGUACGUAAUCGCACCUCAUUGGUCCAGAUGGAAUCCUCAUGCAAAUUAGUCGCCAUAUUUCUACACUAUUCAUUUCAAUGUCUUUUUACAUGGAUGCUCAUCGAAAGCAUACAUCUGUAUCGUAUGUUGACUGAAAUUCGUGACAUCAAUCGUGGCCCUAUGCGUUUCUAUUAUUUUGUUGGUUAUGGUGUUGCAGCUAUUAUUGUCGCCUUAUCAGUGGGUGUUCGCGCCGACCAAUAUGGCAAUCAUCUUUUCUGCUUCAUAUCGAUCUAUGAAGGUGUCAUAUGGGGCCUCGUUACUCCAUUAUGUUUAAUCAUAAUUGUGAAUCUGUUUGUAUUCAUGUUGGCUAUACAAGCAUCAGCCCAAUUCAAGGCAAGCGUCUGUGAUUAUGGCAAUUUACGAACACUUUUGUGGCUAUCAAUCGUUUUGGUGCCUUUGUUGGUUGCUCUAUGGAUGUUGGCCCUGUUAUCCAUUAAUGAUACAAUCGAUGAAUUACACUAUGGCUAUUCUUUUAUGACAUUGAUCUGUGCAUUGUACAUAUUCAUUGCUUAUUGCCUAGCUAAUCGACGAGUCCGGUUUAGUUUGAAUUCCGACUGGUGGCAAUCUCUAGCUACCAGCCGAACACGACCCUGCUUAAACGGAUCAGAUGAAAGUGUUUCGGCUACUAGAACUUCGGUCACAAGUCGUAAUGGACAAGGUGGCUAUUAUCAUUCGGGUUCUACAUUCGAUGUAUACGGCCUAAAUCCACCAAGCCAUGGCCAAUCGAAUGGUCAACCCAUAGAUUCAUCGCAAAUGGCCGCUGUUAUUUCGAGCUCAUCGACAACUAGCCGAUCAACAUUGACUAAAGGUUCAACUGGAAUAGUUGAACCGACCGAUGAUGGUUCGAAUGAUCUUGGCGAAACUACUGACGAUGGUUAUCGCUAUCACCGGAAUCAUGGACAUGGCCAUCAUCACCAUCACAGACGCCAUCAUCACAAAUGUCGCCGUCGCUAUCAUCAUGGUAGAUCAAAACAUUCGAGAUCUCGUUCGGAAACAAUCGAAGGAUCGAGUGAUGAUCUCUCGUACGAUUACUCCAUGGAGUUGGCAUCUAGUCAUACCUCUGAUGAUGAUGAUAAUGGAAAUCAGAAUGACGACCAUGAUGUUAUGCAAUCACACGAUGCAGAUCAAACUACCGCCGAUCUGAUGCAACACCAUCAACAGAAUCAAAUCAAUCAAUUGAUACAAGAACAACAGCAGCAUACUGCGACUGGUAGUGGUAUUUAUGUCACCAAUGCGAUGAAUAUGAUAUCCGAACCUUCGAGUGAUUUAUCCUCAAAUGCGCCUACUGUAAUCUAUGGCCAGAAUAAUCGAUCAUCGCCUGCCGCAUAUUUUGCUGUAGCAAAAGCAACGCCAGUCAUAUUGAAACAAACGGAUGAUGGACAACAAGCUCAUUUGAUGACAACAUCAAUGGUUGUUGCUGGACGCUCCAAUCUAAUGGCCAUGACUGCCGGUCUAAAUAACGGGGCUGAUCAACCAGUUUCACCGAUCUAUGGACAUCAUCAAACCUCUGGACAAACCACAGAACAUAUUUAUUCAUAUGCAAGAAAAUCCAAUCAGCCGGAACAACCGUCACAUUAUUCAACAUUGGGACCAACUACUGCUCCAAUAAAUCCUGUUAUCAAACCAAUUGACGAUGUCGGCUUACCUCCAGUAACUGGAACGACAUAUCGUUCUCAUUAUCAAUCAAUCAAAGAGAAUCCAUUACAGUCAGCAGCAUGGUCUCAUGUUAGAUUAUUACAACCAUCAUCACCUGUCUCAAAAACAUCAACGGCUGACGAAUCACCCGACAAAUCAACAUCAGUAACUAAUGUUACUUAACCACAUCUGUUAAUAAUCAUUGUUCAAUGAAUUGAUAUUUUCGCUGUAAUUUUACUUUUUUUUAUAUUGUAAUUAAGCAAAGUUCAUUGUAAAUUUUAGCCAUUCUUACCUCGUUACAUUUGUAUAGAUAAAUAGC